CAAACAACAUCCCGCGACUCGUAAGCAAACGUGCAACAUGCAAUAUAUUUUGUAAAUACAGGGAUAGUAGAUUUCUACUCAGCUUUUUCUAGCAUUUUUGAACUCUUGGAAGCUUUUUUGGGUUGACUCGAAAGGAAGCGAGCAGCCUCAAAAUGAUAGAGUCGAUUCCAUUUUGGCAAUCUAUCGCUGAGCAGUUGGAAAACUUGUCCAGCAAACCAGACAAAUAUCUAUGCACCCAGCCUAAGAUCGCUGCGGAAAUCAAAACCUUCACUAAGAAGCUUUACGAUUCCACAAAGAGUUCAGAAAAAGAAGCGUAUCCAACAUCAGAAGCACUUCCUGAGCUGAUCAUCAACAGUUUUGAUGAUGAGCAAAUUUGGCAGCAGAUCGAGCUGCAGAAUCAAGAUGCUUAUGAUAAUUUAGUGAAGAAAGUGUCUCGGUUGAUGGCUAAGCAAUUGACUGCCAAGGUUUUAAAAGAGCAAGAGCCUACUCAAUCCCCUGAGAGAGAAGAUGAACUCAUUGGUGAAAACGAAGAAAAUGAGGACGGUUAUGAGUCGGUCAGGAAAACAACUCAAAACAAAAAGAAGCUGAAACCAUCAAUUGUGGAUGACAAGUUUUUCAAGCUCCAGGACAUGGAAGAAUUCCUCCUGAGCCAAGAGAAUGAAGAUGUAGCUCAAUCUGACAAGGAGUUGAUAGAUUUAUUCGCUGACAAUCUUGGGAGUGAUGACGAAGAGGAGGGUCAAGGCGUGUUCUACAAAGAUUUCUUUGAUGCUCCUGAGGGAGAGGAUGAUGAAGGUGACCUGAGUGAAGAAAUUUUUGAUGAAGAAGAGGAAGAGGAUGAAUCAAAUGAAGAGGAUGGAGAUAGUGAAAAUGGCCUUGAUUCUAAAGCUGAGGAUGAAGAGAACCAAGAAGUCGUGAGCCGAAAGCCCCAACAAAAUGGAAAACUCCAAGAGUUAAUGAAUACUGAUGAAGAUUAUGCUGAGCAAGUCAAAGACGAUGGGCCUAAAUCCAGUUUUGAGAUGAGGCAAGAUAAGCUUAAGAAACGAAUUGAUAAGAUUCACGAAGAAGCGUUGGGCGAGAAACCAUGGCAGCUGCAUGGUGAAAUCAGCGCCACCACAAGACCCCAAAACUCGUUGCUUGAAGAGGUUCUCGAAUUUGACCGAACACAGCGGCCUGCCCCUGUGAUCACUGAGCAAACCACCAUCAAACUGGAAGACAUAAUUCGGCAGAGGAUCAAAGACAAGGCUUGGGAUGAUGUAGAACGAAAAAUCAAGCCUGUCGAGGAGCCGAUUGAAUACAAAAAGAGGCUAGCCCUGGACCAGUCCAAGAGCAAAAUGAGCCUUGCUGAGAUUUAUGAACAGGACUAUCUGAAACAAAAGAAAGAAGCCAAUGCUGAUCCUAACGCGUCGGAGGAAGAAGAGAAGGAUUCACCAGAAAAAGUAGAAAUUAAAACAAUGCUGCAUAGCCUAUUCCUAAAGUUAGAUGCACUCUCUAAUUAUCACUACACACCCCGACCAACAGCGCCAGAAAUUAAAGUUAUCAGUAAUCUUCCUGCGAUUACGGUGGAAGAGGUAGCUCCAGCUGCUACCAGUGAUGCCACUCUCCUUGCCCCAGAGGAAAUUAAGGGAAAACUGCGAGGAAAUCCUUUAAGUAAAGAAGAAAGAACGGACACAGAUAAAAACAGAGAGAGGAGGAAAAAGAAGGCUCGUCAAAGGGCAAAGAGGAAGGUUCAAGAGGGCAAGGAAAUUGUAGGUGGUGGCGCUAAGGCUGCUGUCAAAAAAGCUAUCAAAGAGGGAAAAGUUAAACAGCUUGAGGUGGCUGACAAAAAUUCAGUCAAGUCUUCCAAGGCGUUCUUUACCAAGCUUCAAGAUGAGGUUUCAAGUACUAUCAACCUUAAGAAGCAGGAAAUGAAGAGGAAAAAUAAUGAAAAAAGUAGAGUCUCCGCAAAAAAAUUAAAGCUGUAGAAAUGCUUUUUUUCUAAUAAACCUAUAUUUUAAUUAGCAA
Cloeon dipterum is the source of this 2001-nucleotide messenger RNA. RefSeq names its product U3 small nucleolar ribonucleoprotein protein MPP10. Gene Ontology annotation, biological process: rRNA processing. Gene Ontology annotation, cellular component: Mpp10 complex; nucleus; small-subunit processome. The record is from RefSeq and is a predicted model, not a curated record. Bases 153 to 1961 code for a protein of 602 amino acids. The transcript has 10 exons. Lineage: Eukaryota; Metazoa; Arthropoda; Insecta; Ephemeroptera; Baetidae.